AUGUCGUCCGCAGUAGCGGAGCUGGACUCGAUCCUGCAGUCCAUGCUCAACCUCAAACCACCAGGAGUUUCAGGCUCAAAGAUCACUGCCAUCACCACGCUCUGUACAGCAAACAUCCAAUCCGAAUCAGUCCUUAUUCAAAAGAUCUAUACCCAUUUCAAGAAGACACCAGGAACACACAAAUUGGGGGUUCUCUACGUGAUAGAUUCAGUGACGAGACAAUGGGUAGAUCAAGCCAGAAAAUCAGGUCAACAGCUGGGUAGCGGAGCUCCUGAUGGAACCUUUGCCGCUGGUGUGACUCGAGUGACUGAAUUGCUCCCCGUACUCAUGAACGACAUUAUUGCUACCGCUCCAGAAGACCAGAAGGUCAAAAUCAGAAAGCUCUUAGAAAUUUGGGAGCGGUCGAACACGUUUCCAACUCCGUUGCUUGCUUCACUCAAAGAAAAGCUUGACGCGCCUAAAGUCUCAACCACACCUGAAGGAUCACCGGCACCCGGUUUCGUGCCACUUGGUCAGUCCAUUACCACUGACAAUAUGGCAGCAAAACCUCCUCAGCAGCAGGACACGUCAGCUAUCCUGGAAGCGCUCAAGAAUAUGGCAAAGCAGAACACUUCCGCGCCACCAGCCAUUCCAGCACCCGCCCAAACUAGUUUGAAUAAUCUGUUAGGCGCGCAGAAUGGGAUCCCUCUGACGAACAGUACCGUAAACCCCGGCCUUGCUCCCGUCGCCGCCAAUGGGUCGGCUGUAAACCAGCUUGGAGCUCUGUUCGCUGGAUUGAGUAAUGGUGCGCAAAGUCAAAGUCCUGCAAAUGUACCUGCAAAUCCACUUGCUGCGUUUCUUCCGCAACAAGCUCCUGCUCCCACGGUGCCACAAAACCCUGUUCCUCUAGGUCAAGAUACUCAGGCUCAAGCACAAGUUCAACUGCAACUCUUGCAGCUGUUGGCUAGUCAAGGCGUUCCUCCAGACCAAUGGGCGACCGCUCUACAAUUGUUGAACAUGCAGGCCGCAGGAGGCGGUGGUGCUGGCAGUGGCGGUGGCCCUGCGAGUGCCAGUGGCCUUCCGUUUCCGCCUCCUGUACCAGCAAGCAAUUGGGCAGGCCAGGUUCAAGCAACCGGAUCGUCACGUGAUGCUCAAGCCCGUUCCCCUCCUGGUCAAUAUCGACGUCGCUCACGCUCUCCUGGCUAUGAUAGACGCCGAGAUCUGUCUCCAAGACGUCGCCGAGAUAGUCCGGGGGCUGAUGGAUAUCGUAAUGAUCGCGAUGGCAGGCGAGCUGAUUACCGUCAGCGCAGCCCAAUGGGUAGAAGACGCCGAAGCACCACACCGCCCAGUGACUACAAGCUUCCACCGCCAGGCCCCAAGAACGUGCAAUGGGAUCCGACUCUGCCCAAAGGCCACAUCAAAGUUUUCAGUCGGACACUCUUCGUGGGCGGAGUCACCUCGUCCGAAGCACACUUGAGGGGCCUGUUCAGUAAAUUCGGGGUGGUUCAGACCUGCAUUGUCAAUAUCGAUAAACGCCACGCUUUCAUCAAAAUGAUUAAUCGCCGCGAUGCCGAAAGUGCCCGUGAUGGAAUGGAAGAGUACAAGGUGGGCGACAUGCAACUCCGCACCAAAUGGGGAGUGGGAUUUGGACCACGUGACUGCAGUGACUAUCAAACCGGAAUUAGUAUCAUUCCGAUUGAACGCCUCACGGAUGCAGACCGCAAGUGGCUGCUCACCGCCGAAUACGGGGGAACUGGCGGUGCGCCGAUCCAAGAAGGCAUGGUUGUGGAAGAGCCUGACAUUGAAAUUGGUGCAGGGGUUUCCUCCAAAGCCAUGAGUCGACGUAUUGCUACUGAUCAGGGCGGACGACGCGGCCCUCAAUCUUCUCGCCAGCAUCCGGGACGUGAAGACAACAGAUACAGAGACAAUGAUCGCCGCAUGGAUCGAGAUGAUCGCCAAGGCUCAGGCAACCCCAAUAACAUUGGUGUUAUGCCGUCAAUGCCUUUCCCUAUGAAUUUUGGCAACAUAUCCAACGGAAUGCCCGGCUUCCCACCUGGAUUCCAGAUGUCCGCAUUCCAACCGCAAGGCAAGCAGGACUAA
Fonsecaea nubica is the source of this 2079-nucleotide messenger RNA. RefSeq lists its product as hypothetical. The transcript is spliced from 6 exons. The record is from RefSeq and is a predicted model, not a curated record. Gene Ontology annotation, cellular component: nucleus. Gene Ontology annotation, molecular function: RNA binding. Bases 1 to 2079 code for a protein of 692 amino acids. NCBI's taxonomy places the organism in Eukaryota, Fungi, Ascomycota, Eurotiomycetes, Chaetothyriales, Herpotrichiellaceae.